AGGAUUUGGUUUUGGUUCGGGUCAUGCAUGUUGUUUAUUUAGGUAGCUAGCAAAGUAGCAUAUACGGUUAGCUACUUUGUUAGCUAGCUAGCUAUUAACUUGGCCGGCUGUUUUCCUACAAGUUUGCUGGCUAGCUAGACUCGGUUGUGUAUUAGCUGAUGAUGUUUUCGUUUAGUUAGCUAGUUAAAGUCUGAAAAGUUCGACCGCUGUAGCUAGCUUUAGCUAUCUUGCUAGCGAGCUAGUUGUUUAGUCAGCUAUUUAGUUGGCAUAAUGGGCACUUAGCUAACUUGCUAGCGUUGGCGGAAAUCGACAAUCUAUUUGCUGCUUUAGUAACUAACGUUAGCUACAUGGCUACUGUUAGUCACUAACGUUAAUAACGUUAGUUAACAAACUUUUCUAGCCGCACCCAAUGACAGCUGUCUAAUUAAAUGGUUGACAGUUAUCAAAUAUCUCGCCACGUACUAGCACAGCAUUAUCAUCGUACUAGCCAACAAGUCAGUAGAUGUCUUAUUCAAAACAUUGAUUAGUUUGUUUUGUUGUAUAUCUGCAUUGAAACUGAAACUGCAUUUGUAAGUGCUGUCUAUAAACGGGUUGGCUGACGUCACUAAAAUGAUGCGAGUGCAUCGAUGUGGCCGGACUCUGCGUUAUGAUUCAAGAACAGUCAGUUAGCUAGCAAGAAUGAGGGGAUUCGGUUUUGCAUCAUGUGAAAGUUGAUUGUAUUAGUUUUGGAACCGGACUGGCUCCCGGGAAUGAGCCAGGUGCCCCAUUCAAAGCCCGCUGUGAAGUCGGCUCAAAACAAAAGUGAUGUAAUUAAGCGCGUGAGUAGGAUUGUGUUUUAACAUGUAAAAGAGAUCGCUUUUGAUAAAAGCUUUAUCUGCCUUUCCAAUGAAAACUAGUUUGAAAAUUCAAACAGAUAUUUUCAGGAAAAGAUAUGUUGUAUGUUUCUGGACGAUGUACCAUGCUGCCUUGUUUACAACAUGCCCGAGCGGCGCAGAUUACUGUUCGAUUUGAGAUGGAGCUCCUCCCUCAACGUUUAUCCGUUCACGUCACCGGCCAUAGACCGGUGCCCCGCGGCUCAGCAUAAUCGAAUCCAACCAAUCACAAGAAGCUGCCAUAGCCUACUGCACUGUGAGGGGCUGAACAACCAGAGCUACGUCUGUGAGUCAGGACACUGCUGUGGGGAGACACAGUGCUGCAGUUACUACUAUGAGCUCUGGUGGUUCUGGCUGGUGUGGGUCAUCAUCUUCAUCCUGAGCUGCUGCUGCGUGUGUCACCACCGGCGCACCAAGCACCGGCUGCAGCAGCAGCAGCGCCAGCACGAGAUCAACCUCAUCGCCUACCGCGAGGCGCACAACUACACCUCUGUUCCAUUCUACUUCAGGUUUCUUCCAAAUUCCCUCCUACCUGACUACGAGGAGGUGGUGAACCGCCCUUCCACCCCUCCCCCUCCCUACAGUGUCUUCCAUACAGUCAGCCCCCUGACCACUGACCCACAGGACGGCCUGGGACUGGGACACUGCCCGACCAUCCAGACCACUCCGGUCCCCCCAGUGUCCGACACACUCUGCUCCAGGCCGAGCCUGGAAGAGCCCCACCACAUUGGGGCUCCCACCAUUGGCUACAACAGACACAAGGCAGACAGUAAGCCUCAGGAGCCCCAGGAUGGUGGACCAGGGCUAGGUCCCCAGGAGGCCUCUACAGAGGAGCCUACAAGCCCAGAGAAGAGUUGCAAGGAGCCUCUGUUACUCGGGGACCUAGGGGGGUCCGAGAGCGGUGCCCAGGAGGACAAAGAUAAUAGGGGGGCCCUCGGAAGGCGGCGCCGAUUCACGGGUGACUCGGGUAUCGAGGUGUGCGUUUGCGACCGUGGUGGUAGUACCAGUAUUGGAAGCCAGGAGGGCAAGGAGCUGAGGGAGAAGGAUAGCCUACUGGGGGAGGAGGUUGAGGAGCAGGAAGAAGGGGACUUCUGCGACGGGUGCGGUCACCCUGCUCCGGGAUUGGAAGAGGAGCAGGCCCUAGCCCUGGAUGGACCCGAGAGUAGGUCGGAGUGCGGGUCGGCGACAGCGUCCACCUCCCCGCCACCACCCGCCAUGACGCAACCCCCCCACGCCCCGGUGUGCCUGCUCCUCCACACCAUCAACGAGCUUGAGGGGUCCCCUCACCAUGGCAACAGCACAGAGCCCCAGGGCUGAGCUACGCUAAGCUAAAGCACAUCUUCACAGAGGAGGGAGAGAGAACCAGGAGUGGGAGUCAAGACUUUAAUGUGUGUGUGUGUGUGUGUGACUGUCUGAGAUCAUGUGUGUGUGACGAGUAGGAAGUUGUAUUUUAUCCCAGAGUCUGGACUUAAAAGCCUGAUGUUGAUAACUAAAGCCCCUUUGGCAUACUGUAAUGGUGGCCUUAACUGCAAUGUACAAGGAGACAGGAGGAUAGGUUGGCCUAUCACCAACCUACUUACAGACUGCUAACGGCAUAAAUGUCCUCCUUUGUCGGUCUUUACCAAGAGGAGUUGAAAGGAGACCGUGUUAAGACUUAUGCAAGCUGGAGGAGAUUGAUACUUUGGUCAGUGGUUGCUGACCCGAUGUUUGGUGCGAAUGCAGUAUAGUCAAGUACACACUGGUGCAACUCUAGCCUGGUCUCAGAUCAAUUUGUGCUGUCUUGCCAACUCCUAUGCUCAGUGUACCAAGCUAAUGGAAAUCAUCACAGCUACUUCCUGUGUCUGUUCACAGGAAGGAACAUCCUGGACAAAUACACUGAAGCAGUACAGGAACAUUGUUAAAGCAGUGCAGUGUGGAUCGUCAUGGUGAUGAUGUGUGCUUAUGCAAUUUGAUAGUCCCAGUCGUUAUGAAAUAAAACGUUGUGGCCCUGCCUGCCUGUGGGGAAAACAACCCAUGGUUACUUUGGUUACCCCAUUGGCGCCCAGCAAAAACUUGACCUUUUUCCAAAAGCACAUUUCUUGUCUGUUUGUUUUAGUCAAUUACAAAACUACAUUUUAAGAAAAGUACAACGUGUAAAGAUUACUUUUCAACAUUGCCUGCUCCCGAGCAUUCUCACUACUUAGAAAAACAUAACGUUGUAGGGGCUUCCCCAUUUUCAUGACGGCGCUGAUGUUAACCACAUGAGUGAGUGCUAGCUAGCUAGCUACCAACCAGAACAGGACUACAACCCUUUUCCUGGAGAGCUACCCUCAUGUAGGUUUUCACUCCAACCCUAGUUGUAACUAAUCUGAUUCAGUUUAUAAACAGCUGAUUUUUAGAAUCAGGUGUGCUAGAUUAGGGUUGGAGUGAAAACCUACAGGACGGUAGCUCUCCAGGAACAGGGUUGGAGA
This is a messenger RNA of Coregonus clupeaformis (lake whitefish), 3322 nucleotides long. RefSeq names its product WW domain binding protein 1-like b (gene wbp1lb). Lineage: Eukaryota; Metazoa; Chordata; Actinopteri; Salmoniformes; Salmonidae. The transcript is spliced from 4 exons. The record is from RefSeq and is a predicted model, not a curated record. The coding region runs from base 939 to 2189 and encodes 416 amino acids.